Messenger RNA from Gadus chalcogrammus (walleye pollock), 1496 nucleotides. It is a transcript of the gene msx1a, whose product is annotated as muscle segment homeobox 1a. The coding region runs from base 80 to 928 and encodes 282 amino acids. Gene Ontology annotation, biological process: regulation of transcription by RNA polymerase II; embryonic morphogenesis. The transcript is spliced from 2 exons. Gene Ontology annotation, molecular function: DNA-binding transcription factor activity, RNA polymerase II-specific; RNA polymerase II transcription regulatory region sequence-specific DNA binding. Lineage: Eukaryota; Metazoa; Chordata; Actinopteri; Gadiformes; Gadidae. The record is from RefSeq and is a predicted model, not a curated record. Gene Ontology annotation, cellular component: nucleus.
ACACAUACACCAAAGCAAACUUUUUGCCAUUUAUUUCCACUCCCAAGUUUUGCCCACAACCGAUAUCGGUCGGACCUGUAUGGCCCCAUCUGCCGCCAUGUCCACUCUAACAGUUGGUUUGAAGACCGAAGACGUCCCCUCGCGCUCUCUCCUCGUCAGCCGGAGCGACAUGCAGCAGACGAGCCUCAGUCCACCGGAGGAGACGGUGAAGCCCAAAGUGGCCAUUCUCCCCUUCAGCGUCGAGGCGCUGAUGGCUGACAGAAAACCCAGUCGGGAUUUGUCAUCCCACGACCACUCGUCCGUCGCCGGGACGUCCCACGCGCUGGGCGUACGGAUGGGCUCCCUCUCCAAUUUGGAUAGUUCGGUUUCUUCUCUUUCCAUGGGCUCCUCGUUUUCUGUGGGCGACAUCAUGAACAUGCAGGACGACGUGCAGAUUAAACCCGAGAGUCCGGACAGCAAGGACAGGAAUUCCUGGUUACAGAAUCCUCGUUUUUCUCCCACGCCUCCACGACGGCUGAGUCCUCCUGCCUGUCCCCUGAGGAAGCACAAAACCAACCGAAAGCCCCGGACCCCGUUCACCACGUCCCAACUCCUGGCCCUGGAGAGGAAGUUCCGCCAGAAGCAAUACCUCUCCAUCGCCGAGCGCGCAGAGUUCUCCAGCUCCCUCAACCUGACAGAGACACAAGUGAAAAUAUGGUUCCAGAACAGACGGGCGAAAGCCAAGCGGCUCCAGGAGGCGGAAUUGGAAAAACUGAAAAUGGCAGCCAAGCCUAUGCUUCCUCCAGCUUUUGGAAUUUCCUUUCCUCUCGGUGCGCACGUCCCGGGGUCUUACGGUGGCUCCCAUCCGUUCCAUAGGCACUCUCUGCCUGUGUCACCCGUAGGACUGUACGCUGCUCACGUCGGAUACAGUAUGUACCAUCUCGCUUGAGCGGGGACCACGGACCAUAGCGCGCUGUCCGGCUGACCUCAUGGGCACCACCGGGCCCCAUCAGCAGAAGCAUGGGUGUAAGGGCUGUAGGCGCUUGCACCGUGACUGCUGUAGGGCCUACAUGUUCAUGAUGACCUGAUAGUAAAAUGUUGGACAACAGGACAGCAUAUUCCACAGAGUGUGUGUCAAAGAUAGCCCCCCUGUCUUGACAAUUCGUGGCGGGCUUGGACUUCGGCCAGAUUUAAAGGGCUAUACAAACAAUGGGCGACGGUGGCGAACAGUGUGUGUCGUUUUGCACCUACAAAAUAACAAUCCCCAGGUAGGUUGGGCUCUGACUCUGGGUUCGUGACACACCCCAACCCCGUUCACGUUGCGUUCAUAGACAUGAUGAUGCACACAUAUAGUGGGUCACUAACUGUCAUCAAAUGCUCUUUUUUGCUAAAUUAGAGAACCACAGCAUUGUAUAACAGCACUGUCUGUUUGUCGGAAUGAUUCCCUUCGAAAGGGAUUUGUGUACUGUAAAAUAUGUAUAUUUGAAGAAUACCCUCAUUUAUAUUAUGACUAUAUU